AUGUACCAAGAUAACGAGGACUCCUUUAGUAAGGAUCGUUACUGGUUAGUCUCAGGUAAUGUUUCCAGCCCUAUGAAACCAUCACGGACAGGCAGUUCAAGGGCCGAUGUGGGCAUUCCAGUGGAGUUCAACUCUCGAGCUGCCAAAAACAUGCUGUAUUCGGAAAAAAUUAAUUACUGGUUGCAAAAUAUUCCGUGGUUCCAGACAGAUCAUAAUGUCUGGAUGCUGGAUUGCUAUCCUGGGAUAGUGUCAUCCAGUAGCUCAUCCAAUGAGCUCGAAAGCAUUUGUGAUGAAGAUCAAGAUAAAGUGGAGUAUCAAUGUCGACAGGUCACAAAGCUAGUGACUCGCCAAUAUUACACUGAAAGUCAAGAUGUGGCAAGGCCAUGCACAAGCACUUCAGCCAAUGCAACUGAAAGUGAAAUUGUAUACACGGAAGAUGAAUAUUUGUUUGGGGAAGUCACUGCUGGAUAUGUCUGA
Sungouiella intermedia is the source of this 477-nucleotide messenger RNA. The record is from the annotation of a GenBank genome assembly. Lineage: Eukaryota; Fungi; Ascomycota; Pichiomycetes; Serinales; Metschnikowiaceae.